Messenger RNA from Ruditapes philippinarum (Manila clam), 729 nucleotides. RefSeq lists its product as uncharacterized. NCBI's taxonomy places the organism in Eukaryota, Metazoa, Mollusca, Bivalvia, Venerida, Veneridae. The transcript has a single exon. The coding region runs from base 1 to 729 and encodes 242 amino acids. The record is from RefSeq and is a predicted model, not a curated record.
AUGAACAAUGCAAAAACAGAGAUCAUUUUAUAUGGUACUACACAACAGUUAGCAAAGGUUGAUAUACCCGGUGUUAAUGUAGGUGGUUGUUUUGUCAAAUGUGUUGACCAUGUAAGGGACUUGGGUGUUUGCUUUGAUGCCAACCUUAGUUUUGACAGGCAUAUACGAAAAAAGUGUCAAAUAGCCUACUCUCAACUUAAGAACCUGAAAUCCAUUCGUAAGCAUCUGUCUCAGAAAUCAACGGAAAUACUAGUUCAUGGUUUAGUGAAUUCCCACAUCGAUUUUUGUAAUGGACUUUUUGCAGAAAUACCAGUUUAUCAAAUAGAUCGACUUCAGAGACUCCAAAACCAGGCUGCUCGGGUAGUAAUGAAUGUGUAUGACCAACCUAGUGCUGAUCUCAGAAAAUCUCUACAUUGGUUACCAGUCAAGGCACGGAUUAUGUUUAAAGUAAUUCUUAUUGUUUUCCGAGUAAUACAUGGAACAGCUCCAACGUAUCUCAUAACUUUGUUUAAUUGUGUGAGAAGAAAAUACAGUCUAAGAUCAGCUGCUGAUGACACUUGUACACAGUUUGUUGUGCCAAGACGCAGGACCAGACUUGCUGACAGAUCUAUUUCUGUUAUGGGACCUAAAUGGUGGAACGCCCUACCAAAAGAAUUAAAGUGCAUUGCAUCGGAAAUUGCAUUCAGAAAAAGACUGAAAGCACACCUCUUUGAACAAUUUUAUGGAUAA